CGGCGGCCGCGGUGGGGGGGGCGGGCAGCGAGCGCGGCCUGCGGCCCCCAUGGCCGGGCAGUUCGACUCCGAGGACCAGGCGAGCUGGUACUGGGGGCGGCUGAGCCGGGCCGAGGCGGUGUCGAUGCUGCAGGGGCAGCGCCACGGCACCUUCCUGGUGCGCGACUCGGGCACCAUCCCCGGCGACUUCGUGCUCUCGGUGUCCGAGAGCUCCCGCGUCUCGCACUACAUCGUGAACAGCCUGGGGCCGGCGGGCGGCCGGCGGGCCGGCGGCGAGGGCCCUGGGGCCCCGGGGCUGAAUCCCACCAGAUUUCGAAUAGGCGACCAGGAGUUUGAUUCUUUGCCAUCUUUACUAGAAUUCUACAAAAUACACUAUUUGGAUACUACAACCUUGAUAGAACCAAUUUCCCGAUCUAGGCAGAAUAGCGGCGUUAUCCUCAGACAGGAGGAGGCCGAAUAUGUGCGAGCUCUCUUUGACUUUAAUGGAAACGAUGAAGAAGAUCUUCCAUUUAAGAAAGGAGACAUACUGAAAAUCCGGGAUAAACCUGAAGAGCAAUGGUGGAAUGCAGAAGACAAGGAAGGAAAGAGGGGAAUGAUACCUGUUCCUUACGUGGAGAAGUGUAGACCUUCCUCUGCUUCAGUAUCUACUCUGAUUGGAGGUAACCAGGAUAGUUCCCACCCACAACCACUGGGUGGGCCGGAGCCAGGGCCCUAUGCCCAGCCCAGCAUCAACACUCCGCUCCCUAACCUUCAGAAUGGCCCUAUUUAUGCCCGGGUUAUCCAGAAGCGAGUCCCUAAUGCCUACGACAAGACAGCCUUGGCUUUGGAGGUCGGUGAGCUUGUAAAGGUCACAAAGAUUAAUGUGAGUGGUCAGUGGGAAGGAGAAUGUAAUGGUAAAUGUGGUCACUUUCCAUUCACACAUGUCCGCCUGCUGGAUCAACAGAAUCCUGAUGAGGACUUCAGCUGAGUGUGGCUCAACAGUUUCGCUUGCAGAUGGGAACAAUCUCAACUUGUUUUAAUGCGGAUGCCAUCAAGACUAUGUUCUGACAGAUGUUGAAAGCGGUAUUGCUUGCGUAAGCAUUCUGAUGAUAACCUGCAAACCCCUGGGACUGAACACCACCAUUCCUUAAUCAAGGGUCAUGUAAUUCAGGGUACGACAGUAGAUAACUUGUGUGUCAAGUGGCAGAACUAGUACAUGAUUAUAGGUUGUAAUGCCUGCUUAUGUCCAUGAGCACAGCAGACUGGACCUUGCCAGCAGCAUCAGUUGGAGAAGGCAGUAACAUAGAUGCUAUUACAGCAUUUAUAGCUCUCUCCAGUCCUAUUUCCUGUGUUGCUUCUUCCUCAGGCAAUAAACAUCAACCGUAGACAAUUCAAUGUGUAGGUAGAAAUUCCACAAAUUUAUCCUGGAGCUUUCUCCAUUUUUUUUUCCAUUCUGAAUUCUCUGUCCUAGAAAAGCUAUGUGUAGUGCUCUGCAUGGUGAGUUAACUGCACACAUUACAGGUUUUUUAAAGCACAUUGGGGACAGCUGUAUGAUUUAGAGAUGCUUACCAUUUUAAUGGUAAAUGACAGAUCAAAUCAACCUCAGAAUUCUCUAAGUUUGUGGACACUAGAUUUGAUUUCUUCAGUACUGUUGAUGCUUCAAACAUAGCAGCUGAUUUAAAUUAAAAUUUUUGAUAACACAGCAGUAUCUCUCUUACCCACAAAUAUAAGGCUUAUGGAAGUGUAAACGUCCAUAUCAGUGCUGAAAAAUGUGCACUUUAAUGCAUAGCUUUAAAGCAGUGUUUGAUUCACUAAAUAUACUAAAAUAUUGGCACUGCUUUCAGAUAAAAUUGAAUUAGGUAGGGCCAGUUUAAUAUUUUUUAGAGUUUUUCAUAUUCUUACAUGUUACUGUACAAAUCAGUGUCAAACAUGGUGAACUGACAAACCAAAUAUGGCUUUUAUUUUAAAGUUACUCUGGGGGCUCUACUGGUUUAAUUCCCAUUUGUAAAAAUAUCUGAUAGUUAAUUCAUGAGGAUUUUAUUUUUAAUAAACUAAUGAAAAAUACCUGUGUGCUUCUGGAUUGAUUCUCAAAAGGCAUAAUAGAAUAAUUACAGUUUCAUAGUUCAUAAUGAAAAUCAGUGCAUUGAAUAGUGAUAUUGUGCACUGCUUGAUUUGCUUUCUCGUGCUGUUCUUCUCAUUAUCUGGUUUGCUCUAGUAUAAAUCAGAAUGGAUUCAGUAAGUUUUGUAAACUAAAAUUAAACACUGAAGUUACUAUCCCUUGUCUGUACCCAAAUGCGACACUCUAGUGACCAAACUUAAGCAAAUCAGUUUUGUAACUUUGAUUGCUUUGUAAUCCAUACAGAACAGUUUUUGUAAAUAGCAUUAAACCGAAAACAUUUUUUUGGUCAAUAGAAACCGUGUGACUAGAAUGUCUCAUUGGCUGUAAAUGCUGCGAGGACUAGUUCUCACUGCAGAGGCUAUUGCUGCAAGGCAUGAACCCAUAAAACAGAAUACUGGUAACACUUUACCUCAGAACUGUGUAACAUGCUGGAAAUAACACUUGCUCUAUUUAAGUACUAGUUGUUUUACUUCAGAACUAACUCAUCAGCAAGUCUGACCAAGUUUCAGGUAAUGGGCACCCAGUAAUACUGUAGACUAUUGCCA
Nothoprocta perdicaria is the source of this 2643-nucleotide messenger RNA. It is a transcript of the gene CRK, whose product is annotated as CRK proto-oncogene, adaptor protein. Bases 50 to 967 code for a protein of 305 amino acids. The record is from RefSeq and is a predicted model, not a curated record. Gene Ontology annotation, molecular function: protein binding. NCBI's taxonomy places the organism in Eukaryota, Metazoa, Chordata, Aves, Tinamiformes, Tinamidae. The transcript is spliced from 3 exons.